CUUAUUUUCUAGAAAUAAGAAUUAGGACACCCUCAACUCUAAUAACAAAAAACAAUCUUUCCCAAUAAUCGCACUGGCGACAUUCUUUCCCAGUACACCAAGCUAAAAAGUUAAUUAUAUGAAUACUGUUUCCUUACACUUGAACAUUCUUUGCUCUUGAACACCAUAAUGAUUCUUGCGCAGCAAAUGCAACAUGCCGUCGCAAGACUAUCAACCCUUCCGGUAGUACGCGACCUAGAAGAGCUGGGGCGCGAUAACGCUACUCUAUUCCAAACGAAAUGUAUUCCAAACUCCGGACGUCAGAAUGACGCGACUAUUUCUGCGUAGGGGGGCGGGAACCUGCGACGUUUUUUAAUCUGCCCAAUCAGCAACCUCCAUCGUUGCCGGAAGCAUGUUUUGCUUGUUUUUUACUUGCAAAGGGGCCGUAUAGCAAAUAACAUUUAGAUAUAACCACCUAAUAAAAGAACAAUUGUAUGUCGCUGAGAGCAACAUUCUUUUGUAAUCUUUUGACGCAAGAUAAGUUGAAGCGCGCUUGAAAGUAAACACAAAUAUUUUAAUUUUUCGAGUCAUAGCCACACAUGUGCCAAUUCCGCAUCCAAUCCAUGUCGCUUCGCACACGUCAGAUGGCUACGUGAAAACAGCUGAUCGGUUCUGUGGGCCGCACUUGGUGUAUGUCUCCCCGUAACGCUGCCCGAUUAGAUGAAAUCUCGGCGUCCCAGAUGUACUUUCGCCCGAGAAUAAUUUUGGAAGCUGUGAACAUAAUGGAGACUGUGAAAGCGUAGUGCUCGGUGAGUAAACACAUCAUUCUUUCUUGUGCUUAAUUACUGAGCAGUAGCAUAUGAACAUCUGCGGUGAUCGCAUGGUGCUCACUUUUGCUUUUAUUCACAUAGGAUACGGAAGAAUCGAUGAAGGUUAGAAGGCAUCUCAACAGAUAGCUGGUAAGUAAACGUUUUCUCUAAACGAUCGUAGCUAUCUCCGAAUGUAGGUCCUGAUUUAAAUAGAAGGUGGUCUGUAACAGAGGCUGUUUUUUUUCUACCACACACUACUGCGCAGUGAUAGAUUCCCCCUGCGGGCGGUACAGGUAUGCUGGAUAUAACUCACGAGAAAAGGUUAUUUUUCUUCUUGUUCAAUUGUGUUAAAUUUAACGUAACACUUAUGUCGUGAUAAAAUAACACAAUAAAGAAAUGUAACCGUUAUGUUUUAACGGCAUAGUCAUAUCUCAAACGGUGCGAUUUGCUGCUAUUAAUUCGCUGCAGUCCGGCGAAAAUUGAGAGCGAAGAAGAAAUGGUGGCUCAACCGAAAAGCGCGGGCGUUUCGGCCGCGCAGGCCACUAUGUUGGUUCAAUUCAUAGAUCAGCAUCCAUACUUGGCGAGAGGCGCCACAAGCCUUUCGCCAAGUAUCAGUGCUGCUAAAAAGAAAGCACUCUGGGAGGAAGUCGCCGCGGCGCUCAACGCGAUCGGUCCGGCAGUCAAAACAGCCCGGCGCUGGCGCCUGUAUUGGGCCCGGCUGUGCUACGACUGCCGGAGGAUUGCGGCCCAGGUGGGUGCCGAGAUGAGGAAAACGGGAGGCGGAAAGGUGGGCGGUCUAGAAGGCCGCGUGCUUGACGUGCAUGAGCGAACCGGCCCAGCUUCCGCUCCUGUGGACUUUUUCGGCGACAACGCCGAGCAGGACAACUUCAGUGAGGAGGAGCCUGCACCUCUGCCCCCUGCCCCACCAGCAGCUGCUCACGUUUCCGUCGGGACGGAGCCGGGGACAAGUGGCACUGCACGACCAUCAGCUCGGCAGCAGCCCCGCAGGCCACCCCGCCAACAGCUGCUGGAGGACGCGGCCUGCAGUGCAGCCGCCGAUAAUGCGCGGCAGGGGCAUCUAGCUGAGCCGGCAAAUGCGGAGGCCGCCAACUUCCACCAGCUGUUGCUGCAGCAAAAUAGGCAGCAUCACCAGCAGCUGGUGGUAGAGCAGAGGGCGACCCGGCAGGUCCUGCAGCAGCUGGCAGCUGAGAUGCGUGGUUCGCGAGAGGCCACUAGUCUCAUCGCAACCACGCUGCGCCAGCUCCUGGCUGCCCUGGCUCACCUCCGCGAGCCGCCUCAGCCAUGAGGGACAGUUUUUUUUCCCAUAUCCUUUAGUGCUAGUGGGUACAAGUGUUGCCUAUCUUUCCGUUCAAAUCACCGAUGCAGCAUUUGGUGGUGGUGCCCAUACGUCCUCGGAAGCUGUUGUGCCGCCGAGUUGUAGCCAGUCUUGUGAACUGAUGUGCAGGUCAUGCGUGCCCAUGGUAGCUAAGACUGAUAGUGCUGUGAUGUCACUUGAAACACGAAUGCAUGUUUUUUUUUUUUUUUUGGUAUGUAGCACUAAAGGAUGAUAUGAUUGUUUUCCGUACAUUUCGGUCGCUAAUCAUAUUUUUUGCAAGAUAAUUUCUCUUAUGUGUAUUUUGAUUUGUAGUGAAAGUUUGCCCAAGUGAGGCAUUAUAUAACUUAUAUGUAGAAUUUUUGCAUUUCUGUUCCUAACCGUAUUUUUUCCGCAAGUUCAUUUCUUUUCGUGCGUAUUUUUAUUUGACCAAGUGAGACGGUAUAACUUAUAUGUACAAUUUUCGCCAUAUUUUCGUUAGGUGUUGUUCGCUUUUGUUUUGCUGUUACUGAUAUGUUUCAAUGUGCACCGUUCUUCCACGGAAGAUACACUAUGCAAUCACUUUUACGGCAACUGCGACAUUGUCUCGCACACAUACAGGUUCACUUAACUACAAUGCUGUGAUAACUGGAAAUCAAUUUUCAUGCCAUAUGUAUGUCAUGUUUGCAAUGUCAAACCAUUCGUGCCUACGCAAAGUGGCCGAAUUGGUAUUUUUGUUAACACCAAGAGCCUGUUACUUGUGAUAGUUAUUGUGAUAUUUCAGGUGUCCUUACCUAUGAUAGCAAUACAAUCUAGUCCUCGUUGUAGUUGAGCACAGUUUGCGACAUACGUAACGGAGCCAUCAAUGUGGCCGCUAUUUUGACAUUCACUGCCAGGCUGCUCUAGCAGCCGUUAUAUGAAAUACCAUUGAAGAGCCAAGCAUUUUCUCACUUGUCGUUCCUUAAAAGCAUGUCAUGGGUGUUUUAUAUUGUGAUCUUAUUACGGCACUAGUCAUUGAAAAGAAACUGUUUUGUACUACAAACAUGCCAACUACAUAAUAGAAAAAGGCACCUUUUUUGCUGUUAAGUUGCUGGAUGAAGAUAAAUGGUUGUCCGCGAGUUAAAAAAAAAAACAUUAUGCUCGUGUCAUAUUUAUGCAAUUUGACAUCUGCCAACGGCCCAUUGGUAGUGUACUGGGUCCCAUGUAGUGAAGAUCACACGGCUAUUUUGGCGCCCUGAAGCCAUGCUCUUUGUACUUGUCUGUCAUUUGCUUUGAUGAAAGAUGGCAUUGAAGAUGGAUCACAUGGUUUUAUUUACAAUGCAGAUAUAAAUAAACGAUUUCCAACAAUGCAACUGGCACUUGAAAUGAAUAUUUACAAUUCGUGUUCCUUCAAUUUCGGAACUAUUUACACUAUUUCUCCCUUGAGAAUAAUGCGCUUGACAUGCGAGGCGAUAGUUUUCGGCACAACUUGGCCUUCUGUCAAGGAACUGUGCGGUGGCUGUGUGGCAAAACAGCGCAGGGCCUACAAGGUGCGUGAGAACAGUACACAUGGUGGAGCGAGAAGUGUUGUGCUUGGCAGCAGCCCAAAUAGGAAGCGAGGAGACGAAGACCAGCCUCCCAUGCACAGUGCAGAUGGCGGUGACAGUGUCGGUGAUGAGAGAAGCAACAGCAGCAGUAGCAAAUCAUUUGGCGAACCCCAGCUGCCCAGAGAAGUGGCUACAGCAUUCUGCUCAUGAACACAGUGUUCUAUCCAA
Molecule: messenger RNA, 3854 nt
Organism: Dermacentor andersoni
Lineage: Eukaryota; Metazoa; Arthropoda; Arachnida; Ixodida; Ixodidae
Source: RefSeq, a predicted model, not a curated record